Molecule: messenger RNA, 3219 nt
Organism: Photinus pyralis (common eastern firefly)
Lineage: Eukaryota; Metazoa; Arthropoda; Insecta; Coleoptera; Lampyridae
Gene: Wdr33
Product: pre-mRNA 3' end processing protein WDR33
Exons: 10
Coding region: 435-2975 (846 amino acids)
Cellular component (GO): mRNA cleavage and polyadenylation specificity factor complex
Molecular function (GO): protein binding
Source: RefSeq, a predicted model, not a curated record
AUGCUAUGAAGUUAGUUAAUUCGACAUUUUUGCAGCUAAAUGCUAAUGUAAUCACAUGUACGUACUCCAAAAAAAAGGUGAUAAAGUGCUGUUAAGUGUACAAGUUUAUAGCGGUUUAUUUCUAGUACUCUAUUUAAAUUAGAGAUGCAAAAUGAAAUGCAUCGGUAAUGUAAUAUGCGUCUUAAAGUGUUGGUAAAUAUGGGAUGGUAGCUACACUACAAAUCGUUAAAUGUGCACGUUUUAUCAUCGCCUGCGCAAUGCAGAUUAUUUAUACCUUUUAGGCACUAUCGCCAUUUUAAUUUUUCCUAAUGUUUUUGUACAAAAUUUCUUCAUAAAUUGUGAUAGCGUCGAUUACACUUUAAGAGACUGGUCUUGAAUGGCUUCCAAAGGCUAAGGUGUUUUUUUUUGUGAAAUCCACAAUAAUAACAAAAAAAAUGGAAUUUGCACAUCCACCUCCGGUACAUUUGCCAAAUGCAAAUAUGUCCAUACCACCACCAAAUAUGAAUAUGGGUGGAACACCAAUGGGGCCUCCUCCGAUCAACAACACCUUUAACCAGAAAUUUGACUCGCGAAACGGUUUUAAUAAUACGCGCCCACCUUUUCGUCCGUUCCUAAAUCUCCAAAGACCCCUGCCCGGUCCUUUAAACACAAUGACCUUAGAAGAUUUCGACGGCAAACGUCUGAGAAAGUCUGUGAUGCGAAAAACUGUCGAUUAUAAUUCUGCGAUCAUAGUGGCAUUAGAAAAUAGAAUUUGGCAAAGGGAUUAUCGCGAUCGCAGAGCUCUCCAGCCCGACGUGAUGUAUUACCCUGACAUGAUGCCUCCGCCCAGCUAUCCCGAUAAUCCGAUUAAUUGUGUUACGACACGUUUUGUGAAGACUGCUACAAAUAAAAUGCGAUGCCCCAUUUUUUGUAUGGCGUGGACGCCGGAAGGUAGACGUUUAGUUACUGGCGCCAGUUCGGGAGAGUUUACUCUGUGGAAUGGGCUCACGUUUAAUUUCGAGACGAUUUUGCAAGCACACGACAGUCCAGUUCGAUGUAUGGUGUGGUCACACAAUGACAGUUGGAUGGUGACGGGCGAUCAUGCGGGCUACGUAAAAUAUUGGCAGUCUAAUAUGAAUAAUGUGAAGAUGUUCCAGGCACAUAAAGAAGCCCUUCGUGGCAUAAGCUUCAGCCCUUUCGACUCCAAAUUUGUGACUUGUUCAGAUGAUGGGACCUUACGUACUUGGGACUUUCUACGAUAUCAAGAGGAAAAAAUACUGCGAGGGCACGGCGCUGACGUUAAGUGCGUUCAUUGGCAUCCACAAAAGUCAUUGAUCAUUUCUGGUAGUAAAGACAAUCAACAACCGAUUAAAUUAUGGGAUCCGAAAACGGGACAGUCGUUAGCAACACUUCACGCACACAAGUCGACUGUAAUGGAUCUAAAGUGGAACGAUAAUGGAAAUUGGUUAAUCACAGCGUCUCGUGAUCAUUUGUUAAAACUUUUUGAUCUCAGAAAUCUUGGCCAGGAAGUGCAAACGUUUCGAGGUCAUAAGAAAGAAGCUUCUAGUGUUGCUUGGCAUCCCACCCACGAAGGCCUAUUUUGCAGCGGAGGCUCGGAUGGCGCAAUUAUGUUUUGGCAUGUUGGAGCCGACAAAGAAGUGGGUGUUAUUGAACAGGCGCACGACAGCAUAGUUUGGACUCUUGCGUGGCAUCCGCUUGGACAUAUUCUUUGUUCUGGUUCAAACGACCACACUAGUAAAUUUUGGACAAGAAACCGACCUGGAGAUCUCAUGCGUGAUAAAUACAAUCUAAACACUCUGCCUGCAGGAAUUUCUGGCUUAGAGGAUGUCGAUAUUGAUGAACCUUCCGUUAUACCGGGUAUGGGUCCGGAUGACAAAGUUGAAUUCACACUGUCUUCUGAGACACCCACAACAAUUCCAGGACUAGAUAUAGAUAUAACUUCAAUCUCAAUUGAAGAUAAAUUUAAGUCAAAAAAGGUUCCAUACAGUAAGCCCAUACCACGAAACUUCCAAGCACAAUGGAAUGAGACUGCAUCUUCAGAAGAUGGCACUUUAUCCGAAGUGAUUAAUCAGCUGGUCGAAAAUACGUCCGGUGUUAUUCCGUUACAGAAAAUUGCUCAAAAUGCUAAUGCAUUAAUAAUUGGGGGGAAACUUAUCGCUGUCCAACCGGGAUCCAAACUAGAAGCUGCCGUUGCAGAGGGUUCGAAGAGCCUGUACGAGUACAUUGUCUCCGGUCACGUUCCUGAACUAAAUGAUGUCAUGGAUCAAAUCCGUGAGGAGUACAAGUCAUUGAAUCCGUCGUAUGAUGAGGACAACGAUGAUAUGCAAGAUCUUUCCGAAUCGAACCAUCCUCCUCCUUUAAUGGAAACAAAUCCUUUUGUUGUGAAUUUUACACGAAAACCGUUUGACUCCCCAAAUCGAUUUAUGGACGGUAGAAGUGACAGAUUUUACGAUGAAGAAUCACGCUUGGAUCAGGAUAUGAGGCAAUUUAAUUCCUUUAAUUUCGGAAACGAACACUCUGAUGUCGAUUUGAGAAAUGUCAGGAAUAUGGAUGUCGAUUUUCGGCAACGCGAUCAAGAUAUGAGAGGAGACGGACGGAUGACGGAUCAAGAUUUUCGCGAACCAUUUGACGAGGACCAGGGUUUCAGAGGUAGAUAUAAUGAUGGUGAUGAUCAAUUCGAUUACGACGAUGACAGAAAUUGGAAUGAUAAUUUUGGAAAUUCGCGGAGUGGUUCGAGAAAUAAUAAUUUUCAAAAUUAUAGACAAUCUAAUUUUGGUCGAAGUGAAGGUGGACGAUCGUUUAGGCAAGGUGAUGAUGAAAAUUGGUCUCCCCCACCUAAUGAUUAUCGAAAUCGAAAUAAUCGUCCGCGUGGCUCGGCGAGAGGUAGUCAAAGAACAAAUUCGCGGGGUCGUAGUGGCUCAUCUAGAAAUAAGGGAUCUAGAAAUAACAUUUUACAACGUAGAGGACGUUACUAAUUAAUUACAUUAUGUUUAGUGGUUAUCGAAACUACAUUUUGUGUAUAAUUCUCGUGGCAUCCAUAAGAAUGAAUUGUUAUCCGAUAUAGUUUUACAUUUAUUUUUAUGUGACUCCUAUUUCUUCUGUUAGUAUUACCUAAUUUUAAUCAUUAGCUCCGAUUGCAAACAAAAUUUAACUUUAUUGUAAUAAAAAUGUUACUGUUACGUAAUUACAAGUACAUCGUAAUCGGAUGACCCCCAUUAA